Messenger RNA from Penicillium coprophilum, 1209 nucleotides. Its product is annotated as ubiquitin C-terminal hydrolase 37. Gene Ontology annotation, biological process: protein deubiquitination; ubiquitin-dependent protein catabolic process. Gene Ontology annotation, molecular function: cysteine-type deubiquitinase activity. The record is from RefSeq and is a predicted model, not a curated record. Gene Ontology annotation, cellular component: cytoplasm. The transcript is spliced from 6 exons. The coding region runs from base 1 to 1209 and encodes 402 amino acids. NCBI's taxonomy places the organism in Eukaryota, Fungi, Ascomycota, Eurotiomycetes, Eurotiales, Aspergillaceae.
AUGGGGCCUCGAAUCAAAAGGCGCCGUCUGACAGAUCCAGAAGAUCUCAGUGACGACAUCUGCCAGCCUGCGUCCCGCCUGGAAAAAGACAGCUGGAAUGGCUUUUGCGAAAUUGAAUCUGAACCGGCAUUGUUCAAUGUGAUGCUACGUGAAUUUGGGGUCAAGGGUGUAAAGAUCCAAGAAGUUGUUUCUCUCGAUGAAGAAAUGAUGGCGUUUCUCAAUAAUCCUGUUUACGGCUUGAUUUUCCUCUUCCGCUGGCGUGAAGAUAACGAUGGAAAGCAGGAAGCGACUUGCCCUGAUGGGCUGUGGUUCGCAAACCAAACUGCCAACAACGCUUGCGCUAGUGUAGCAUUACUAAAUAUCGUCAACAACAUCCCAGACAUUGAUCUAGGAGAAACUCUACGAUCCUUCAAGGACUUCACCAUGCCUUUCACCCCAGCCCUACGUGGGGAUGCAAUCAACAACUUUGAGUUUGUCAAAAGGAUACACAACUCAUAUGCACGAAAAAUGGACAUUCUCAAUUCUGAUCUGCAGCUCAAGACCGAAGCCACCACUAGGAAAAAGAAGGGACAGGCUGUUGAAGAAUCCGAUGCCACCUUUCAUUUCAUUGCAUUUAUGCCGGUGAUGGGCCAGCUGUGGAAAUUUGAUGGCCUGGAGCGGCAGCCACGAGCACUUGGGGAAUGUUCUGAAGACGACUGGCUGGAACUGGUCAAGCCUAACCUUAAGGAACGAAUGACAGCAUACGAAAAAGAAGAAAUUGAAUUUUCAAUCUUAGGCCUCGUACGCGAUCCUCUGCCUGAUCUCAUCAAUGACCUGGCUGUCAACGUGAGAACCUUAGAAAUUCUCAACCAGCGUGCCAUAUCCCUUUGCCCAUCGUCAGAUACACUGGCUCUGGAUGAAACUGUCCUUGGCCCUGACCUUUCUCUAUCUUUGGCACGGGAAGAUAUCGAUGCGGUGGUGAUCCCCCAAGAAACCCUCAAUGAUUACCAGACGUGCUCCGAUGAACAGCUACAGGGAUAUCAGCAGAUGAUCAGCAGGAAUCAGCGAGAACUCCGAGCACGUAUACGUGAAGAGCAACAGUCCCACCGGUCGGAUGACGAGUACGCAGCCGGACGGCGAUUUGACUAUGGGCCUGCGGUGCGAACGUGGCUUCGACGCUUGGCGCAGAAACAGGAGCUGCAGCAGUUGUCCACCCUCGUGGCCUACUGA